Stomoxys calcitrans (stable fly) is the source of this 938-nucleotide messenger RNA. RefSeq names its product brachyurin. Lineage: Eukaryota; Metazoa; Arthropoda; Insecta; Diptera; Muscidae. Gene Ontology annotation, molecular function: serine-type endopeptidase activity. The record is from RefSeq and is marked provisional. Gene Ontology annotation, biological process: proteolysis.
UCUAAAAGAAAGUUAAAAUAGUCUAGCAAGCACAUUCGUGGUGUUAUAACUACUAGAGCCAGUAUAAAAAAACGUCAGCCCGUAAAAAUGCAGAAAUUUGCAUUGCCUUUAUUGGUACUCUUCAUUAUGGGGGCAUUGGUGUUGGCACAAAGUGCCAAAAUAGAGGGUCGCAUAAUCUCUGGCCAAAAUGCUUAUCUUGGACAAUUCCCCUGGCAAGUCAUCAUUAAACUGGAUGAAUAUGAUGAUCUCUUAUGCGGAGGCUCCAUUAUUUCCGAUUCCUGGGUUUUGACUGCAGCCCAUUGCUGUUACGGCUAUGAUUCGUUGAUUGUAAGAUUUGGCACCAUAGAUCUAUAUGAUGAUACUGCCCUUAACAUGACAGUCACCAAAAUCGAAAUCCAUCCCGGCUAUAAUGAUACCAAUUAUAACAAUGAUGUCUGUUUGCUGCAAUUACCCGAAUCUUUGACAUUUAGUAGCACCAUUGCGCCCAUAACUCUGGUACCUUCUUCAAUGGUCUCGGAUGAUUUUGUGGGAACUGUUGCCACAAUUGCUGGAUUUGGCAUUACGAGCGAUGAAUACAUGGAGCCUUCGCCCAAUCUGCUGUGGGCCCAAGUUGAGAUUAUCACCAAUGAAGAGUGCAGUGAUGUUUUCGAAUCAGGCCUGGUCAUUGAUUCCACCAUGUGCGGCAAGGGUUAUGGUGUAGCCAAUAUGUCUAUUUGUAAUGGAGAUUCUGGUGGUCCAUUGAUCACCAAAGAUCCCAAUUUAAAUUGGAUACAAAUUGGUAUCAAUUCAUUUGUGGCUUUGGAUCAGUGUACCGAAGGUUUGCCGUCGGCCUUUGCUAGAUUGACUUCGUUUAUACCUUUUAUACAAAAUAUAACUGGAAUUUACUAAAUAAUCCAGAGAAAUUCCAAAUAAAUUUCUCUUAUUACAUGAAGAAAAAA